AUGACUCUUCGGUAUGACCCUGAGUUUUGGUCCGUCCUGGAGCCGCUGGUUCCUACACUUUCUAAGCGAGAACCUCUUUGCCUUGAUAAUAUCGAGGCUGGAAGGGAGGCACGAGAAUCUGGCAUGAGAGCAUUAUUUGAAAGGUUGGAUAUCUGCCCAGACGUGGAUCAAAAGUCUUAUAAAGUCGAAUCUUCCGAUGGUUACAUCAUGUCCGUUCUUGCUCUAACGCCAGGCGUUGCUCGAGCGGAUCCCGGACCAUGUCUACUUCACUUCCAUGGAGGAGGAAUGAUCCUAGGAUCAGCCGAGAUUCAAGCAAAACCGCUAUCACAAUUGGUCGCCAUGACAGCAGUACCUUUGUUCAGCGUUAAUUAUCGGCUGGCCCCAGAGUUUAAGGGAACUACCCCUGUCCAAGACGGCUAUGCAGCUCUGCUCUGGCUACAUAGCAAAGCAGAGGAAUUCAAUAUCAACCCGGGCAGAAUCGGUGUGAUCGGUGAGAGCGCAGGCGGUGGUAUUGCGGCUGGUGUUGCGCUCAUGGCUCGAGACAAACGAUUGAGUCCGGGGCUAGCGAAACAGAUCCUAAUCUAUCCGAUGAUCGAUGACUGCAAUAUAAUUCCCAACAACGCGAUAGAGCCUCUUGCAUUUUGGAAGACUACGGAUAACGCCACGGCUUGGGCUGCGCUUCUAGGUGAUGAAGCAGGGAAACGCGAAUCAGCUUGCAUCUCCUAUUAUUCUGCGCCUGCUCGGGCACCAAGUCUGGCUGGCCUUCCACCAACAUACAUCGAUGUUGGAGGCCUUGAUAUCUUCCUGGAAGAGAAUAUCAAAUACGCUACAAAACUACUGGCCGAGAAUGUCCCUACCGAGCUACAUGUGUAUCCAGGCUUGCCUCAUGGCUUCGAGAUGAUCGCACCUAACACCACCGCGGCAAAAAAGGCCAACGAGAAUCGUUAUAGAGCUAUACUGGGCAUUUGA
This is a messenger RNA of Fusarium musae, 969 nucleotides long. RefSeq lists its product as uncharacterized. NCBI's taxonomy places the organism in Eukaryota, Fungi, Ascomycota, Sordariomycetes, Hypocreales, Nectriaceae. The record is from RefSeq and is a predicted model, not a curated record. Gene Ontology annotation, molecular function: hydrolase activity. The transcript has a single exon. The coding region runs from base 1 to 969 and encodes 322 amino acids.